This is a messenger RNA of Parasteatoda tepidariorum (common house spider), 3875 nucleotides long. NCBI's taxonomy places the organism in Eukaryota, Metazoa, Arthropoda, Arachnida, Araneae, Theridiidae. The record is from RefSeq and is a predicted model, not a curated record.
UAGCGCGUGUUUGCAAUAAACAAAUAAAUGCUUUAAUAACUGUUCCCUCAACAACAAAAAAGUAACAAGCGUGUUUCUACCUAGAGAUCAUAGGAGCUAAAUUCUCCAAAGAAAAAAAAACUGAUAAAACUGUAUCAUCACGAGUUGACAUUUGACCUCAAAUGAGAAUGAAUAGGAAGAGCUCUCAGCACCCAAGCGUGGUGACUCCUCUUGCAAAACAAAGCGGAAAGAAUUACACGUGCCAACCACGUGCCUGCACGCAUCCCUUCCAGCAUCACUUCAUCUCCAGCAUCCGUUCAUAAAUGUCAAUCACAACAUCUGGUCACGCCUUAAACUUCUGCUAUUGGUUGAGGAGGCGGAGCUUUAUUUUCCGAUCUCACCAGUCCUUGAAUGGAGUAGCAAGAGCGACUUGAUCUGCAUCCCUGGCAUCAUCAGAAAGCUAUAUACAGGUGUUCAAUGCGAACAAGUGGUUCUAUAAGUGACUCUCCAUCAAUCAGUGUUUUGUUCAAUGGCUGUGUUGUUUUUGUUUUGUUCCUGUGUUACUGAUUUUUAAUAGACUUAAAAGUCGCUGUUCCAACAUACAUUAUGCAAAAUUGAAUUGCAAAACUGCAAAAUCGUGUGGAUAAUCUAAUUAGUUCAAAUGUUUGUUCCUAAUAAUUUUUGUGUCAGUACAUCGAAAUAAUUUAUAGAAUAUCAGGAAUAUGUUUCGUUUGAAAACAAUCGUUUGCAAAACUGAUGAGAGAUUGAAAAUAUAGAUUCAAUUAUUGCCAUUGGAUUUUUUAUUAUCUUCAAAAAGUUGUGAUUUUAAGAUUUGUGUGCUGCAGUUGUGUGUUGGAAGCUUAUUAUGUUUUUGUAAAUUACAAGUUUCCUGAAGUACGACAGAUUGCUGUAUUUUUCAAGUAGCUUAUACGUUACAGAAAUGUUUCAUAGCUUCUAAAAGUCAAUUUAUUUAAAGGAAGAAACAUCUGCCUGUAGAAAAGACAUUUAGAAGAUUGAAUUAGACCAUGAUUUUAGAAAAUUCAAGUGAUAAUUUAUAUUUCAUUUUUCUUGAUACCAACGAUUUAUAAUUCAGUGGUUCCAUUUCUUUAGAAAACUAACUGCAAAUUCAAAAACGAAAUUCAUAAAAAAAAAAUACAAGUAUCUGAAAAACGUCUUUAUAUAAAGUUACUUUUCAAAAAUAUUAAAAAUAAAAACCAUUUAAGUGUUUUAGCCUAAAAACUUUAAUCUUUUUAUAGUUAUUUCUAAAGGAACAAUACAUAAAAACUAACAAUUACUUCUACUUUAACUAAGAAAAAUCAGACGAUAUAGAUUAAAUCCAUAAGAAAGGAAAACGAAGAAGUGAAAUUUAUUUGCAUGUAAUUGAUAAAAUCAGUACAAUAAAGUAAAAGUAGAAUCAUAAAAUCAGCUAACUUCGCAUGCAAAUAAAUAAAUAAGAUCAACUUAAAUAAAGAAAAGUCAAGUAUUACUUCUGGUGUAAAAGCAGACGAUAAAAAUCAAGUAUUAUUUCACGAGCAAAAGCAGACGAUGUAAAUGUUAAUAAGAUGGCAUCUAUAAAACUUCUUCAAAGCCAGAACUGAAGCUAAGAAGAUAUCUAAUGAGGGACUAGUGAAACUCGAAAAAGGGAAUCAGAGCUUCUUGAUCCUCUAGUGGAGAAAGUGAUUGCGGUUAAUGUGAGGUGAGGCGACGGAGGGGGUAAUGCCGGUGAUCAGCGUGGGGGAAUACCAACCCCCGGUGCCCCACCUGUGCGGAGGGUGCGGGGGAAAGAUUGCGGACCGAUACUACCUGCUGGCCGUGGAUCGACAGUGGCACGUCCGUUGCCUCACUUGCUGUGAGUGCAAGGUUCAACUAGAUUCCGAACUCACGUGUUUUGCUAGAGACGGGAACAUCUACUGUAAAGAAGACUAUUACAGACUGUUUGCUGUAAAGAGAUGUGCUCGCUGUCAAAGGGGAAUAUUUGCCAACGAGCUGGUGAUGCGAGCAAGGGACCUAGUGUACCACCUACACUGCUUCACUUGUGCCUGGUGCAAUACAGCGCUGACCCAAGGCGACUACUUUGGUCUCAGGGACAACCUAGUCUACUGCAGAGUACACUACGAGCUCAUGACGCACGGAGAAAAUUUUUUACCUAAUGGAGAAUCUGGACCUUUAUUACCAAGCUCCGAAGAUUUGAUGGAGAGUGGUGAGGGAGGUUGCAAUCUCCACUUGUCCUCACUGGACUCCAAUUCGGCGACGUCCACUGGCCUGAACCCAUCCAGUGCUUCUCAGCGGACGAAGCGGAUGCGGACAUCCUUCAAGCAUCAUCAGUUGCGGACGAUGAAAUCCUACUUUGCUAUCAAUCAGAAUCCCGAUGCCAAAGACCUGAAGCAACUUGCCCAGAAGACUGGGCUUUCCAAAAGGGUGCUCCAGGUGUGGUUUCAGAACGCCCGUGCCAAAUGGCGCCGAAAUAAUCUGAGGCAGGUGGACCUCCAGCAAGGCGGCCAGAACUCUCAAAAUCCUCAGCCCUCCUCGCAAUCUACGCAUCCGAACAGCCCCGGCGCCACAAGUUCCUUCUCAGAGCCCAGCCCGUGCGGGGGCGGAUCGGGCAUGGGCGCAGAACUCUCUCACGCCUCUUCACUUCCGCCCCCUGCCGCCCAGCCGGGUGUUAUGGAAUACGAGGGCAACUCCGGUCUGACGUCACUAGUCCCAAGACACGUCUCCCCCAGUGGUGAACCUUUGCCUUUGACAUCAUUCCAGGAAUUGUUCUAACUGUGAAUUUUGUUUUUAACUUUACCCGUAACUUGGAGGAAGAAGGGAAAAAAAAACUAUUAUCGAACGUCAAGAAUUAAUAUUCAUUUUCAGAGUAAAUUUUUGACUUGAACUGAUUGUGGAGUCAAAAAGGAUUGAAAUAUUAGAGCACUACUAUGACUUUCAAUUUUUGUUUUUUGUUUUGAACUUCAGAAAUCGAAGUUAAAGUUAUUUUUUAUGCACUCUGUUGGAGUUGGCAAUCUGCGGCUAACGAGCCGAGUCAUGUUCGUGGAAUAAAUUUGAGGAGUUUGUGAAAAAUAGCUUAUUGCAAUAUUUCAAAAUUUGUUUCUAAACUUAUUUUUUUAUUACUCGUAACGACACCGAAUAAUGUAUAUUUUUAGAAUCCUCAUCAAAAAGAAAGUCAAAAAUAGUACACACAUUAGUGGUGGCAAAGUUUUGAGUGAUGAAAAAAUAAAACCGCUUUUGAAAUUUUAACAAAUGCUUUCUGAGAAAAGCGGAGAUGAAAGUAUCAAAACCUGUUUGAUUGCCAGAUAAAACAGGAAGAAGUUUAAAUGUGAAUUUUAGAAGACACUAAGCCGUUUCUAACAUUCAAACUUUUUUUCCGUUUUAUCUGGCAAUCAAACAGGUUUUGAUGCUCACCUCCCGCUUUUCCAACUAGUUAUUUUGACAGAUUUCGAUGGCGACGUUUUUUGAUUUUUUCCUUCACUACAUUAUUUCUGUGAUCCUCUUAUAUGCAUACUUUUUUUCAAUAAACUUUUUACGGGGAUUCUAAAUCUAUAUAUUAGGGGUGGUUAUUGCGGAACAUUCUGCAUCUGUGCAAGAUAGUUCUUGUUAUUUAAUUUGAUUCUAAUCAAAAGCAUAGAAAAUUGUCACAAGGAGAUGAAAUAUUUAUUUUGAAUAUUUCUUUAUGAAAUUCAAAUUUAUUAACGAUUAUAUCUGUGACUUAAUGCAGGAACAACUAAUGUCUAAAUUUUGAGUGAGUGAAUGUGAUGAGAAUAUAGUUUUUAAAACGGUAGAAAAAAUUCUACCAUAAGUAUUUUUGCGUUACAAACUUGUAAUGAGUUAAAAAAAGUAAUACCAUAAGUAUUUUUGUGUUAAAAACAUGUCGUGAGUUUUAAAAAAAUAUUGCC